AGGCUGCUUGCCAUUCAGUUUGAAGGUGGCGGUUCUGGUGAAGAAGGCACAAAAAUUGCUCGUCAAAAUUUUCCCAGAUCCUCUUGAGUGCUCAAGAGCGAAGUAAAGAUUGGCCUUGCUUCAUCAGUGAGGCGUAUGCAUCCUGCUACUUUUUUUUGCAAACUUCGUCCGAACGUGUGUUUGUCUGCGAGUGAGUGACUACAAAAAUAAAGAUGGGACAGAGUGUUUUUUAAUAUGUUUUGACAGUCUCAUGUCAAUUGUGCUCGAAACGAGGCUCAAGAGUGUCUUAGAUUGAAAGCGGAGAGCUCGGGGAAUGUCUCAAGUGUGUGGCCGAGAAGGAUAGGAGUCUGUUAUCGGAGUAUGAACACAACUUUUCCCCUCCAUCCAAUUGUUUCAUCCUGGACGUAGCACUGCAGAUUAAGAUAAUUUCUUGGGCCAUUUUGAACGCCGGACCCCGGCCCGAAGAUGAAACGAACUCAUUUGAUGCCUCGUUCUCCGUGAAGAAUUCGAAAAAUCUCAAAUCACCUCAGACGAGAACAAUUGUAGCACAAAGGGUCUCCGUGCAUCUGCGAAGCAAAAGCAAAAGAUAGUUAUGAAAAAGUGAAACGACCGGACAACCACGCUCGCCGGGAAUCUUGAGUGAAUUUGUGAUUUUCCAUCUAUCAGUCAAGUGUUGUGUUUACUUUUCACGCCCUACUGGAGUUGAAUCUAGAAUGAACAAUCAAAGGAACUUUGCCCGGGGAUCCGAGGCUACCUCGUCCGUGAGGUUAAGGCGGAGAAAAGAUGUCAAUCCCAGUGAAGGGACCAAAAAGCGGAACCGCCAUUCAGGGGAUUUCUUCGUCUGGUCCGGGCACAAUAACAACGGCAAUCGACUCUCUCAGGAUUGGAGUUACGUGGUUCCUCAAGCGCCGUCCAGUCUGAUGGUGUCCUCAACCACCAAUCGCAAGAAUUAUGGCCUUGUGGAUGACCCCAGCCCGCUAUCUAUGCCUUACUCACCGGUGGUGGCGGCGGCCAUCGCCGCCCAUCGACAGCAACAAAGGUCGUCCAGUAAUGGUCGAAUCGACGAAGAGGAAGGCUUCAUGGAGACUUUGGAUCGGAAGAUACCGCCUUCGGUUCGACCAAUUGCUCGGGAAAACUCCAGGUUCCUGGAGACGUCCUCAGAUUUUGUCACCUCCAAGUCAAGGCUGCUAAACGGAAACCGUCGGAGUUGUGACGUGUCACAAUUUCACGUGGAAGAGUAUCAAGGACGAGCAGAACCGGUGAAGAAACGCCCACUCUCCGUGGUCGGAAACAGCUCGUUUCUGCCAAACAACAGCAAUAUCAACAAUAACAACAUCAUUAACAACAGCAAAAGCAAGCUUCAGAUCAGUCAUUCCAACAAAUUUGGAUUCUCCUCCAAAGGCAAGAAACUGGCAAAGUCCACCGAUCAUCUUAUCAAACGGUCGUAUCCAGAACUAAGAGAGGCCGUGAGUGAGGUUGGAGCUCUGGAUACGAUGUUCGAGACGACCACCAAUGUGUCCACCGUGGUGGCCCAACAGUCCAAUGUGUCCCUGAGUGUGGGCACGACCAUUUGCAAGGGCCUCAUGUGGCAACAACGGGACAAGAUCUUCUCUCGGUGGAAGGAGCGCUUCUUCAUCCUCACUCAAGACUAUCUGCAAUGCUUCAAAAAAGGCUCCUCGCGGAUGACCGAAAUGGGAGGAUUCAUAUUCAAGCUCAAACUCUCUGAUGUGAAUGAAGUGGAGCUCUUGGAUAAGAAAGGUUACCUGACAGUUUCGCUCCUUUUGAACAAGGAGGGGAAAAUUUUGCUCCGGAAACCUGAGGGCAUCCGAGAAUGGUUUGCCACCCUCAAGGAAUGCGUGCAACAAAGCAAGGAACGGAAAGGUCUGAUGAAGUCGACCAAGGAGUUCUGGUCCAAGCGGCAAUUCACUGAUUCCAAUUCAAUGGAACAAUUCGCAGACAAACAGCAAGGUCGAGCGGGUGGUCGACGCUUCCAUCAUCGAAGCCAUGUGGGUCUCUACAGCCCGGAGAAACAGACCACGGAUUAUGGAUUCAUUGAUGCACCCCCGCCCAAGUCCAUGAGUGAGGUCAAUGUCAAAUUGGCUGCCUCCACAGACGCCCUGAACUUGAACAAUAAGCCUGCAGCCAAAAACUACCACAUCAGUUCGACUGAGGCGCCUCCACCUUAUUCCACGGGCUCUGAAGUUCACUCCAAAAAUCUUAAUCAUCGUACAAACACGCGGGAUUCGUCCUCCAGUCACAAGAGUCAGGAUUCCGGCAUAGAUUCGAUCGAAAAGCAGCAUGGUCACUUGAAUGGGAAGCACUCGGCCAACCAGAUCUGUUCGACCUCUACCAGCUCAGCAUCCACUACACCCGGCUCUGAUAGUCAGAGCUCGGGUAUCGGAGGAGGAGGGGGCGGAGGGGGAGAGGGCGUGCCCACCGUGGUUUCACGACACAAUCGGAAUAAUCUCGACUUGGAUCCGUCCAAGCGGCACUCCGAGUACUUGAAUGAAGUUGUGGACAAAUUCCCCCAACUCUGGCUUAAACGAGAUCGAUCCUCGUGCGAUGUCGGAUCGCGGCUGCAAGAAUCGGCUUAUCCUUCGAUUCAAGAGAGGAAACCCAAUCGAAACAGCAUGGUUGUGAACAGUGAACAAGACUACUAUUACCAAUUGCAAUCCAGACGACAAGCCAAUUCAAAGAUGAGCAACAAUCCCACCAAUGGUCAAGCUCUACGUCCACAAGUCACCAAGCUAUGAGAAGCCAAUUCUAUACAUUGUCCAGAGGUUUUGAUAAAAGUAUUAUUUGAAUUAAUAAAUCCUUUGAAAUUGAUGAGUGAAUAAA
Tigriopus californicus is the source of this 2838-nucleotide messenger RNA. RefSeq lists its product as uncharacterized. The record is from RefSeq and is a predicted model, not a curated record. The coding region runs from base 714 to 2753 and encodes 679 amino acids. The transcript has 8 exons. NCBI's taxonomy places the organism in Eukaryota, Metazoa, Arthropoda, Copepoda, Harpacticoida, Harpacticidae.